Myxocyprinus asiaticus (Chinese sucker) is the source of this 5402-nucleotide messenger RNA. RefSeq lists its product as uncharacterized. NCBI's taxonomy places the organism in Eukaryota, Metazoa, Chordata, Actinopteri, Cypriniformes, Catostomidae. The coding region runs from base 2930 to 4864 and encodes 644 amino acids. The transcript is spliced from 8 exons. The record is from RefSeq and is a predicted model, not a curated record.
UGCAGAGCUUGGUACCCCAGGAGGAGGCGCACACCGCGACAACGGCAGCAGCGAACCCCCAUGUAAUGCUUACAAAGAUAAAGAUGGAGGAUCAAGAUGAUCCGGAGGCCUUUCUGGAGCUAUUCGAGCACACGGCCCAAGGUCUGGAAUGGCUGCAAGCGCAAUGGGCAGUCCACAUCUUACCGCUGCUGACCGGGGAGGCCCAACUCGUGGCCCAACAACUCCCGGUCAACAACCUCCUGAGGUACUCCGAGCUGAAGAAAGCCAUCCUGCAGUGGGUCGGCCUCAGUCCAGAAGAGCACCGCCAGCGGUUCCGAUCCCUGAUGCUGAGCGAAGUCGGCCACCCGUUUGCUUUUGCUCAACAGCUCCGUGAUGCCUGCUGGCAGUGGGUGCUGGCUGAGGAGCCCAGAGACGUCGGGGAUGUCAUCGAUCUCAUGGUACUGGAACAAUUAAUCUCCUGACUACCGAAAGGUUAGGACACGUUAGUACACGUCCGCGAACAGUGCCCAGUGAUGGAGGUGGAGAUGUUGAUCCGAGUCUCUGACACUCCACAGGCCGCCCCCAAUCAAGCCUGCAUGUACCAAAUACCCAUGAGUAUUAGGGGGUUUCAUACCAAGCCUUGGUGGAUUCAGGUUGUAACCAAACCUCCAUUCAUUUGGGACAGGGGAAAACACUAAGCCGUCUCAUUGCCCAUUUCUAUUGGCCAGGCAUUCGCUGGGGAUGUUAGCCGUUGGUGUGCGACAUGCCGCGAAUGUCAGCUGGUGAAUCCGCCGGCCACUCCAAAAGCACCAUUGUGCCCUCUUCCGUUGAUCGAGGUUCCCUUUGACAGAGUUUUCAUGGACCUCGUCGGGCCAUUUGAAUGGUCAGCAUGCGGGCACCGCUUUGUACUAGUUCUGGUGGACUACGCAACGCAAUACCCGGAAGCAGUGCCGUUGCGCAACAUCUCAGCAUGUAGUUUUGCGGAGGCACUCUUCAGAAUAAUCUCCCAAAUGGGGAUUCUGAAAGAAAUCCUCACUGAUCAGUGCACACAUUCAAGUCACGUACACUAUGAAAGCUGAAUGAGUUGUUGGGUAUUAAAUCGAUUCAGACAAGCGUGUACCAUCCACAAAUGGUCAAUGGACAGCUUGGUCGAACGAUUUAAUAAGACCUUUAAAAAUAUAAUUUGUAAGUUCAUGCACGAAGAUGCUCAGAAUUGGGAUAAGUGGCUUGAACCCCUGUUGUUUGCAGUGUGAGAGGUUCUGCAAGCCUCCAUGGGGUUUUGCCCAUUUUAAUAGUUAUAUGGGCAUAAGCCCCGUGGCAUGUUAGAAGUCAUGAAGGAAAAUUGGGAGGAGGGACCUUCACAAAGUAAAAAUGAAAUUCAAUACGUUCUUGACCUGAGAGCAAAACUCCACACACUGGGGCGUCUAUCACAGGAGAGUUUGCUACAGGAGCAAGAACGUCAGUCCCGGCUGUAUAACAGUGGAGCUCGGCUACAGGAGUUUGUACCGGAAGAUAAAGUACUUGUAUUGCUGCCCACAUCGAGCCCGAAAUUACUCGCAAAGUGGCAAGGGCCCUUUGAGGUCACACGGCGAGUUGGGGAAGUCGACUAUGAGGUAGUGCGUACGGAUAGGGGCGGGGCUCUUCAAAUUUGUCACCUCAACCUACUAAAACCAUGGAGAGAGGUGGUCCCUGUAUCCUUGGCGAUGAUAGUUCCAGAGAGGGAGGUGAGUCUAUAAACCCAUAAGUUCACCCCGGUCCCUUGUGGAGACCACCUCUCACCGUCACAACGUACGGAGGUUGCCAGAUUGCAAAACAAAUUUCUCUAAUGUGUUUUUGCCUCUUCCCAGCCACACUAAUCUCAUAGAACACCACAUCGAGACAACCCCCGGGGCAGUGAUACGUAGUCGGCCCUACCGGUUACCCAAACAUAAAAAACAGGUAGUACGGGAAGAAUUAAAGGUCAUGCUUGAUAUGGAGGUAAUAGAAGAAUCCCACAAUGACUGGGCCAGCCCGGUGGUUCUGGUGCCUAAGAGCAAUGGCUCAGUACAGUUCUGUUUGGAUUAUAGGAAAGUUAACAUGGUGUCGAAAUUUGAUGCGUGUCCAAUGCCUCAUCCUGACGAAUUGCUCGAUUGGUUGGGCACGGCUCACUUUUAUUAGACACUGGAUUUAACAAAGGGUUAUUGGCAGAUCCCCUUUAUGCCAGUGUCCUGUGAGAAAACUUCUCCACACCAUUGGGGUUACACCAAUUUGUGACCCUUCCAUUUGGUUUGUUUGGGGCCCUGGCUAUGUUUCAGCGUCUUAUAGACAGAGUUCUCAGACCGCAUGCUGCGUAUGCCGCUGCUUAUUUGGAUGAUAUCAUUAUUUACAGUAAUGAUUGGCAGCAGCAUAUGCAGCAUCUGGGGGCCAUUCUGAGGUUGAUGUGACGAGCGGGGCUCACAGCAAACCUGAAGAAGUGCGCAAUUGGACAGGUGGAGAUACGGUAUCUGGGGUUCCACUUGGGGCAUGGGCAGGUGCGACCCCAAAUUGAUAAAACUGCAGUGAUUGCGAACUGCCCGAGACCUAAGACCAAAAAAUAGGUGAGACAGUUCUUGGGGCUGUCUGGCUAUUAUCGAAGGUUUGUGCCUAAUCAUUCAGAUGUCACCAGCCUGCUGACUGAUCUCACAAAAAAGGGAGCUACAGACCUGGUCCAGUGAACGGAGCCAUGCCAACAGGCUUUCACACAGGUAAAAGCUGCACUUUGUGGUGGGCCGCUUCUGCACUCUCCUGAUUUCUCUCUCCCAUUUUUUUUUACAGACUUACGCAUCAGACAGGUGUCUGGGUGUUGUACUUUCCCAGGUGGUAGAGGGGGAGGAUCGCCCGGUGCUGUACAUUAGUCGGAAGCUCUCUAUGAGAGAGGCGAAGUACAGCACCAUAGAGAAGGAGUGUUUGGCCAUCAAUUACCCCCAAUGUGAUGUCUGCUGCUAGCAGCAAAAGCUCAACUGUGUCUCCUACUAGCAACAACAAUGCAACUGCUUCUCCUACUAGCAACAACAGCACAACUUCGUCUCCUACUAGCAGCAACAGCACAACUGCAUCUCCUACCAGCAGCAAACCAACUGUGUCUCCUAGUAGCAACAACAGCAUAACUGUGUCUCCUCCUAGUAGUGCAACUACAUCUUUUACUAGCAGCAACAGCGCAACUAGGACUCCUACUAGCAGCAACAGUGCAACUGCGUCUUCUACUAGCAGCAAUAGCACCACUGUGUCUCCUACUAGCAGCUACAGUAGCAGUAGCACAACUACAUCUUCUACUAGCAGCAACAGCGUAACUGUGUCUCCUACUAGCAGAAACAGCACAACUGUGUCUCCUCCUAGCAGUAGUAGGUCAACUACAUUUUCUACUAGCAGCAACAGCGCAACUGCAUCUCCUACUAUCAGAAAGAGCACAACUGUGACUCCACCUAACAGUAGUAGCACAACUGCAUAUUCUACUAGCAGCAACAGCGCAACUACAUCUUCUACUAGCAGAAAAAGCACAAAUGUGUCUCCACCUAGCAGUAACAGCGCAACUGCAUAUUCUACUAGCAGCAACAGUGCAACUUCAUCUUCUACUAGCAGAAACAGCACAACUGUGUCUCCUCCUAGCAGUAGUAGCACAACUGCAUAUUCUACUAGCAGCAACAGCGCAACUACAUCUUCUACUAGAAGAAACAGCACAACUGUGUCUCCUCCUAGCAGUAGUAGCACAACUGCAUCUUCUACUAGCAGAAACAGCACAACUGCAUCUCCUACUAGCAGCAACAGCGCAACUGCGUCUACUACUAGCAGUGGUAGCACAUCUGCAUCUUCUACUAGCAGCUACACCACAACGACAUCUUCUACUAGCAGUAGUAGCACAACUACUUCUACUACUAGCAUCAACAGCGCAACUGCAUCUCCUACUAACAGCAACAAUGCAACUGCACCUGCUGCACAGUUUUAUAUAAGUUUAAGCAUUAAUGAAACAUUCAAGGAUGUCUACCUUAAUAUGAAUGAUCCCGAAACCAUUAAGCUGAAAGAUAACAUUACUUCUCAGGUUUCCCAGGUUUACAAGAAACAUUUUGCAAACUUCAUUCGCAUGGUUAUUAGGCAAUUCAGGAGCGGCUCCAUUGUGACAGAUGGUGCCCUUGAAUUUGAAGACAGUGGCACUAUUUCUAAUGUGUCAGAAGUGAGAAAUACCUUCAUUCAGGCAGCUACAAAUGGAAUUUUCAGCUUCCCAGUUGAUAUGAAAUCUAUCAAUGUUUUAGAACCCACAGAAACUGCAGUAACCCAGAGUGUGACUUCAGCUGCAUCUCUGAAUAGCACCAGCACCAGCACCAGCACUAGCACCAGCACCAGCACCAGCACCAGCACUAGCACCAGCACCAGCACCAGCACUAGCACUAGCACCAGCACCAGCACUAGCACCAGCACCAGCACCACAACUGCAGCUGCACCUGUUACACAGUUUAAUGUAACUUUCAGUAUUCUUCAAACAUUCGAGAAUGUCUACUCAGAUAUGAACUAUAAUGAAACCAAACAGCUGGCAAAAAACAUCACAUCUCAGAUUUUCAGUAUUUACCGGAGGCGUUUUGUGAACUUCAUUCAAAUGUUUAUUCGGCAGUUCAGGAGUGGCUCUAUUGUGACAGAUGGUACCCUUGAAUUUGACACAAAAAAUGGCACUAUCCCUUCAGUGAAAGAUGUGGCAAUAACGCUUCGUGACGCAGUUACAAAUGGGAAUUUCAGCUUCCCAGUUGAUCCAAAUUCCAUCAACAUUAUAGACUCCUCAGGGAACACUUCUUCCAGGUCUCCAGUCUUGGCUAGUAUGCUCACAACUUUGUGGAUGUCCCUCGCAUCACUUCUGUUGUCAGCUGUGAUGCACCUCUGACAAACAAGCCAUGCCGAAUGAUUUACUGUAGUUGUAACAUUUGCCAUUCUUUCUUGCCACAUGCAACCCCAAGUAAUAUCUGUCUGAUUUAUUGUAUUUUGGUAUCUGCUUCCGUGCCAUAGUAAUGGUAAAAAAUAUAUUAUAUACAAACAGGUAUUAUGUUACAAUUUAGAACUUGCUUUUUUUUGCCAGGUUGAAAAUUAAUUGAUAUAUGUACAUGCUAUUCCAAAGAAAGAAAAGUUUAUCUUCAUAUUCUUUGAUCAAAAUGUGAUAGCUUGUUUUGCCUACAUUGAUUGUGAAGGAAGUAGGAAUAAGGUCACAGCUGUGUUCAAGGCAUUUCACUCCUGAAUGCUUCCAAAAAUUGAGGUAACACAAAAUUGGGUUCACUGGGAUUUUCCAUACUAAAAUGGAUUAGUGAAAAAUACAUAGGUACAGUAAAUAUUGCUGUUUAUUACUUUGUGUUGUCUUAUAUUUGAAUAAAAAUGUUUAAAUAUCAUGUUAUAUCUCAUCCACUUUCCAACAAAGAAAUGCUGCCUGU